CCGAGUACGGGUGCCGAGCAGGCUCUCACGGAAGUUCGUUCGCCAUUGGGAGGUCCGCAGCGGCUGCUCUGUGCCCUUGUUGCCGAGGGCCUCUUCUUGGGUCAUUCCUGGAGUAGGAGCCGGACUGGGGCUGACACCGAGGCUUCCCCCUGGCCGCCUCGGCGCCUGUGUGACCUCCUCGCCGGCGGGAUGUGGCGACUACGCCAGGCUGCCGUGGCCUGUGAGGUCUGCCAGUCCUUAGUGAAAUACAGCUCUGGAACAAAAGGAAGCUUACCACUACAAAAACUGCAUCUGGUUUCACGAAGUAUUUAUCAUUCUCAUCAUCCUAUCUUAAAGCUUCAAAGACCCCACUUCAGAACCUCAUUUCAGCAGUUCUCCUCUCUAACUAACCUUCCUUUACGUAAACUGAAACUUUCUCCAAUUAAAUAUGGCUACCAGCCCCGCAGAAAUUUUUGGCCAGCGAGAUUAGCUGCAAGGCUCUUAAAACUUCGGUAUCUCAUACUCGGAUCUGCUGUCGGGGGUGGCUAUACAGCCAAAAAGACUUUUGAUCAGUGGAAAGACAUGAUACCUGACCUUAGUGACUAUAAAUGGAUUGUGCCUGACAUUGUAUGGGAGAUUGAUGAGUAUAUCGAUUGGGAGAAAAUUAGAAAAGCCCUUCCUGAUUCAGAGGACCUUGCAAAAUUGGCACCCGACUUUGACAAGAUUGUUGAAAGCCUCAGCUUAUUAAAGGACUUUUUCACCACAGGUCACAAAUUGGUUAGUGAAGUCAUAGAAGCUUCUGACCUACUUCUCUUGUUAGGUUCACCUGGAGAAACGGCAUUUAGAGCGACAGAUCCCGGGUCUGAAAGUGACAAGCGUUAUAGAAAGGGUCUGCUUGGUGAGCUCAUUCUCUUACAACAGCAAAUUCAAGAGCAUGAAGAGGAAGCGUGCAGAGCCGCAGGCCAAUAUAGCACGAGCCAUGCCCAACAGAAGCGCAAGGUGUCAGACAAAGAGAAAAUAGACCAACUUCAAGAAGAGCUUCUGCAUACCCAGUUAAAGUACCAGAGAAUCUUGGAACGGCUAGAAAAGGAGAACAAAGAAUUGAGAAAAUUAGUAUUACAGAAAGAUGACAAAGGCAUCCAUCAUAGAAAGCUUAAGAAAUCUUUGAUUGACAUGUACUCUGAAGUUCUUGAUGUUCUGUCUGAUUAUGAUGCAAGUUAUAAUACACAAGAUCAUCUGCCAAGGGUCGUUGUGGUUGGAGAUCAAAGUGCUGGAAAAACUAGUGUGUUGGAAAUGAUUGCUCAAGCACGAAUAUUCCCUAGAGGAUCUGGGGAGAUGAUGACACGUUCUCCAGUAAAGGUGACUCUCAGUGAAGGCCCUCACCAUGUGGCCUUGUUUAAAGAUAGUUCUCGGGAGUUUGAUCUUACCAAAGAGGAAGAUCUUGCAGCAUUAAGACAUGAAAUAGAACUCCGAAUGAGAAAAAAUGUGAAAGAAGGCUGUACUGUUAGCCCUGAGACCAUAUCCUUAAAUGUAAAGGGCCCUGGACUACAGAGGAUGGUGCUUGUUGACCUACCAGGUGUGAUUAAUACUGUGACAUCAGGCAUGGCUCCUGACACAAAAGAAACUAUUUUCAGUAUCAGCAAAGCUUAUAUGCAGAAUCCUAAUGCUAUCAUACUAUGUAUUCAAGAUGGAUCUGUGGAUGCUGAACGCAGCAUUGUUACAGACUUGGUCAGUCAAAUGGAUCCUCAUGGAAGAAGGACAAUAUUUGUUUUGACCAAAGUAGACCUGGCAGAGAAAAAUGUGGCUAGUCCAAGCAGGAUUCAACAGAUAAUUGAAGGAAAACUCUUCCCAAUGAAAGCUCUAGGUUAUUUUGCUGUUGUAACAGGAAAAGGAAACAGCUCUGAAAGCAUUGAAGCUAUAAGAGACUAUGAAGAAGAAUUUUUUCAGAAUUCAAAACUCCUAAAGACAAGCAUGCUAAAGGCACACCAAGUGACUACAAGAAAUCUAAGCCUUGCUGUAUCAGACUGCUUUUGGAAAAUGGUACGAGAGUCAGUUGAACAACAGGCCGACAGUUUCAAAGCAACACGUUUUAACCUUGAAACUGAGUGGAAGAAUAACUAUCCUCGCCUGCGAGAACUUGACCGGAACGAACUGUUUGAAAAAGCUAAAAAUGAAAUCCUCGAUGAAGUUAUCAGUCUGAGCCAGGUUACACCAAAACAUUGGGAAGAAAUCCUUCAGCAGUCUUUGUGGGAAAGAGUAUCAACUCAUGUGAUUGAAAACAUCUAUCUUCCAGCUGCACAGACCAUGAAUUCUGGAACUUUUAAUACAACAGUGGAUAUCAAGCUUAAACAGUGGACUGAUAAGCAGCUUCCUAAUAAAGCAGUCGAGGUUGCUUGGGAGACCCUACAAGAAGAAUUUUCCCGCUUCAUGACAGAACCGAAAGGAAAAGAGCAUGAUGACAUAUUUGAUAAACUUAAAGAGGCUGUUAAGGAAGAAACUAUUAAACGCCACAAGUGGAAUGAUUUUGCAGAGGACAGCUUGAGGGUUAUUCAGCACAAUGCUUUAGAAGAUCGGUCCAUAUCUGAUAAACAGCAAUGGGAUGCAGCUAUUUAUUUUAUGGAAGAGGCUCUUCAGGCUCGUCUCAAGGAUACUGAAAAUGCAAUUGAAAAUAUGGUAGGUCCAGAUUGGAAAAAGAGGUGGUUAUACUGGAAGAAUCGAACCCAAGAACAGUGUGUUCACAAUGAAACCAAGAAUGAACUGGAGAAGAUGUUGAAAUGUAAUGAGGAGCACCCAGCUUAUCUUGCAAGUGAUGAGAUAACUACAGUCCGAAAGAACCUUGAAUCCCGAGGAGUAGAAGUAGACCCAAGCUUGAUCAAGGAUACUUGGCACCAAGUUUAUAGAAGACAUUUCUUAAAAACAGCUCUAAACCAUUGUAACCUUUGUCGAAGAGGCUUCUAUUACUACCAGAGGCAUUUUGUAGAUUCUGAGUUGGAAUGCAAUGAUGUUGUCCUGUUUUGGCGAAUACAGCGAAUGCUUGCUAUCACUGCAAAUACUUUAAGACAGCAACUUACAAACACUGAAGUCAGACGAUUAGAGAAAAAUGUUAAAGAGGUACUGGAAGAUUUUGCUGAAGAUAGUGAGAAGAAGGUAAAAUUGCUUACUGGUAAACGAGUUCAACUGGCUGAAGACCUCAAGAAAGUUAGAGAAAUUCAAGAAAAACUUGAUGCUUUUAUUGAAGCUCUUCAUCAGGAGAAAUAAAUUAUAAUAAACCUCCUACUCAUAGUAUAAUCACCUCUGCACACAUCUGAAGAAAGAAAACUCCAGAGCCUUUUGUCCUGCCUUUUUUUUUCUUCUGCUAUUCCACCUUUCUAAACAUAAAAUAAAGUCAUGGAAUAAAAAUAAUUUAUGCGUGUUAGAGGCACUUUAACCAUCAUCUGCCUUUUCAAUGGAAAAACAGUGGAAAUGGCAUUAACAUUCUAUUUUUUUGUAUUAAAGUGACAAAUUGGGAUAAUUUAACUUGGUAUGGCCAGUAAGUAGGCUCAGUCCUUGAAGAUAAGAAGCUCACUCUCCUGCUUGUUGUCUCAUUUGUAGUGGCACUAGUUCAACUAACUCAUUAGCUGAUGUUACUCGAUGUCGGUUUCUUUUCCAGAAAAUGAAUGCUAGGUGUUUUGUAAUAAAACUGAUGGCAAUUUUCUAAGGGCUAUCAAUUGUAUAUAACUUGAUGGUAACCUGCUGAGUUUGUUGUCUGUAUCUGUAAUGUUCUAUAUCCAGAAACUAUUUGACCAUGAUAAUUCCGUUUAUAUUCAUCACAUGAAACAAAGCGAGUUAACAGAAAAACCCCUCAAAUAGGUUAAUUUGUAUUACAAUUCCGUGUACAUUCAGUGAAAGAUUUCAGCCCUUCAUUGACAGCUUGGAAGUUGCCUUAGAAGCUAAGUGAGUAGCAGCUUACCUAUUUGAUUCAGCUGAAUGUUUUUGUACUCUCUCUACCCAUUUGAAAUUCAUUCAUUUUGGAUGUUGUAUACUUGAGCUAGGAUUUCUUGUUAACUGUGUUUUUUUUUACCAUUUGACAGAGCUGUUGGUUUGUGACAUAGGAUAGGGAAGAUUAAGAAUAAUCAGUUGACUAAUUUCAUUUAGACUAAUUUCAGCUAUUGUCAAACAUUUCAGCUAGGCCUCAGGAAAAAAGCCGCCUUUCAUAAGACUGUACUUUAAAUAGAAAUUAUUUCAGCAAUUAGAAUAAUGUUGACCAUCCACUUCUUCACUGAAUGUUUAAAGAAAAAUAUAAUGUUUAAUUCAUUGCAGUUCAAUUACAAUAAUAUCCUCACAUCAUUUUCAUUUUUUAUAUAAAUAUUUUUUUAUUGGCUAAAGGACUUUAAAGCAAAGAAAUAGGCCAUUUUUUACUUUAAAUGUCUUUCUCAUUUAACUCUGCUCUUUGCUGCCAUUUCAUUAAGCCUUUAUUAUUCUAAUAAAAAUGCCCAUUGUGUGACAGUUUUUAUUUUACAGUUUACUUAAUUUUACAGUUUUCUUGGAAUUAUGUUUUGGUAACAGUUCCCUUGCCACCCCACAUUUUUUUUUAAUUUAAUAUCAGUACAUUCUUUAUUGUGAUCUCUAUCAAGAUCUGACACUUAAUAUGGAAGGUUAAAGUAUACCACAAAAUAUUUCCGAAAUUGAGGAUUCAGGAAAUAUUUGUUUUAAACUUAUUGGUAAGAAAAGUAGAUCCAGUUUUAAGCAGCUAGUAGCAGUGUACUUUAUUUGGGAGCUGAGUAGUCAAGGACGUUUCUGUAUCCUUCAGACCUAGGGAUAGUGGGUGAAUGGAAAGGGAGUAGAGCCUCCCCGGUGUUCUGUGCAAAGGUUAGGCGAUGACCUUACCGGUUAACUCCCACUAACCAGUGUUGGCCAGUGGGUAAACACCUUCACGGAAGCAAACAUCAUGCAAUGAUUAAUUAAUAUUUUUGCAGUUGUAAAACACAACCACUUUAUAACUACAAAUCUGUUUCUAAAGAAAAAAAGAAGUAGGACCAUGUUUAUUUCUGUGCGCUAUUGUUAGGGAAAAAUGCCCUCAGCUGAAUUUCCACAGAUUGCCCCCAAGCAAAAAGGCUGAUGUUAAGUCAGUAGGACUAUUGAAUCUCUUUGUAUAAAUU
This is a messenger RNA of Kogia breviceps (pygmy sperm whale), 5117 nucleotides long. It is a transcript of the gene OPA1, whose product is annotated as OPA1 mitochondrial dynamin like GTPase. Gene Ontology annotation, biological process: mitochondrial fusion. Gene Ontology annotation, cellular component: microtubule; cytoplasm; mitochondrial membrane. The record is from RefSeq and is a predicted model, not a curated record. Gene Ontology annotation, molecular function: GTPase activity; GTP binding; microtubule binding. Lineage: Eukaryota; Metazoa; Chordata; Mammalia; Artiodactyla; Physeteridae.